AUGGGUCGCGGCAAACUGAAGAUGGAGAUGAUUGAGGAGGAGAAAUCAAGAAUCCUUACUAUGAAGAAGCGAAAGAAAGGGCUAAUCAAGAAACUCCACCAACUCACCACGCUCUGCGACGUCCCCGCAUGCAUGAUCUUCCACGACCCCACCACCAAUUCCACCUCAGUCUGGCCGGAGGAGGAUCCUGACCAGGUCCGCAGCCUCAUUGAAGCCUACAAGGCCAAGAAAAAUGACCCCAGUGGCGGAGUAAGGGAGUACUUGCUGUCGAAUUUCUUCGACCAGCGGCAGAGGCAAGCCGAGGAGGAGCUCGAGAAGCUACGGAAGAAUAAUGUGGAGGGCAUGUUUCCGACGUGGGACGAUCACCUCAACUUCAUGGAUGAUGCCCAGUUGAGGGAAUUGGCUGCCACGGUGCGCGGCAAGGCCGAGAACCACAGCCAGCAGAGGAGGAGAGAAAGGAAUCAUUGUGGCGAAGGAGGUGGAGCCAGUAGUAAGGCCGCAAUGGCUGAUAGAGAAGCGUUGAUCGGCGCAAGAAGCCAAGCACGGUGGAACGGAGCAAAGGCUCCAUGGAGUUUAGCGAUUACUCACUGA
Messenger RNA from Salvia splendens (bonfire salvia), 591 nucleotides. RefSeq names its product agamous-like MADS-box protein AGL80. Gene Ontology annotation, molecular function: DNA-binding transcription factor activity, RNA polymerase II-specific; RNA polymerase II cis-regulatory region sequence-specific DNA binding; protein dimerization activity. The transcript has a single exon. NCBI's taxonomy places the organism in Eukaryota, Viridiplantae, Streptophyta, Magnoliopsida, Lamiales, Lamiaceae. The record is from RefSeq and is a predicted model, not a curated record. Gene Ontology annotation, biological process: regulation of transcription by RNA polymerase II. Bases 1 to 591 code for a protein of 196 amino acids.